AUGGAUGGAUGGAUGGAGUACCUGAGGCGCGUCCUUCCGCGCAGCGUCUUGCCGCCUCUGCCGCCUGUGCACCGCUUCCCACCGCUCCUCUCGCCGCAUCCGAAGCAGUCAUCCAGGCAGCGACCAAAGCCAAGCAAAGCUCACCAUGUAAACCAGGAUAUUCCACCCACACACGUGCCUUCAUCGCGGCUUGGACUUUUGCCCGUCUCCUCCACGCUCGGAUCCUGGUCACCGAGAGGCUGCAAAACGCUGCUAGUCGACUCAUACCGAACCAAAUGCGUUUGUGACAGACUCUCCACCUUCGCCAUCUUAGCGCGCCUCAAUCCAGAAAUGAACAUGGACAAAGCAGGGCUGGUUCCCUCCGUGACGCUCAUCGUGGGCUGUGGAGUGUCUUCUCUGACGCUGCUGCUCCUCAUCAUCAUCUACGUCUCUGUGUGGAGAUACAUCCGAUCGGAGCGUUCUGUAAUCCUCAUCAACUUCUGCCUCUCCAUCAUCUCCUCCAACGCCUUGAUUCUGAUUGGACAGACCCAGACGCGCAACAAGAUCUUGUGCACGCUGAUCGCUGCCUUUCUGCAUUUUUUCUUCUUGUCAUCGUUCUGCUGGGUGCUGACCGAGGCCUGGCAGUCCUACAUGGCGGUGACUGGGCGUCUCCGGAACAGGAUCAUACGCAAACGUUUCCUCUGUCUGGGAUGGGGUCUGCCUGCACUCGUGGUGGCCAUCUCUGUGGGAUUUACUAAAGCAAAGGGAUACGGGACACCCAGCUACUGCUGGCUCUCUUUGGAGGGGGGUCUACUCUAUGCCUUUGUGGGACCUGCUGCUGCUGUUGUUCUGGUGAACAUGGUCAUUGGGAUUCUGGUCUUUAACAAACUGGUUUCCAAAGACGGCAUUACCGACAUGAAACUAAAAGAGAGGGCCGGUCAGAUGACAGUGCCACUGUACAAUAUGACGCUCAAAUGUGCCAAGUGCGGAGUUAUCUCUUCGGCUGACGUUUCCACCACAGCUACCAGUAACGCCAUGGCGUCGCUGUGGAGCUCAUGCGUGGUGUUACCCCUCCUGGCACUCACCUGGAUGUCGGCGGUGUUGGCCAUCACCGACCGCCGCUCCGCCCUCUUCCAGAUCCUCUUUGCCGUUUUUGAUUCGCUGGAAGGAUUUGUCAUCGUGAUGGUGCACUGUAUACUGCGGCGAGAGGUCCAGGAGGCGGUCAAGUGCCGCGUAGUGGAUCGUCAGGAAGACGCCAACGGAGACUCUGGGGGAUCCUUCCAAAAUGGCCACGCUCAGCUCAUGACUGACUUUGAGAAAGACGUGGACAUGGCUUGCAGAUCAGGUGUGAAGCGUACGUCUCUUCAGGGCGAGGACAAAGCGUCCGCUGGCACCCUGACGCUGCAGAAGGGGUCCAACUUCAACACGAUGCCCGCCAGCAUGGCCAAAGUGCACCUGCAGAACGUGGCCGACUACACCAGCCACACACUCACCAUGAGGCGAGAAAAGGCCACGGCCAAGGGAAUCAGCACCGAGCUCCCGGGGGCUAAGUCCAUCUACAUUUGUGACGGAGAACUCUUCAAGCAGCUCGACGGAGAAAUGCCGCGCGGGAACGGAGAGGGCAGCAGCGGCGGCGGUGACGGUAAAAGUUACGUCAUGAUGCCCGGUAACAACACAGGCACGCUCAAGUCGUCCAAAAACAAAGACGACAAGUACAACAUCAACAUGGAACAGCUGCCCCAGACCAGGCUCAUCCACUUGGCCAACCCCGUCACCGGAGAACCAGGGUUCAGCCUAAAGACGCUGCCCGCGGACCAGGUCAGCGUGUCGUGUUCGGAGAGGGACUCGCCGGCCCAUAAUCUGCAGCCUGGUUCCACGGUGAACGGAGGAGGGGAUCCCGGGAACGUCAUGAACAAGGGUGAAACCGUGUCCACGCUGUCCAUGAGCUCGCUGGAGAGACGAAAAUCACGCUAUGCAGAGCUUGACUUUGAGAAAAUAAUGCACACGAGGAAGCGGCACCAGGACAUGUUUCAGGAGCUGAGCAGGCGGACGUACACUGAUAGAGACUCUCCUCCCGAAGGAAAAGCGGCUAAAAGAUGGAGCGUGUCCUCAACCGGCAGUGACAAGACCAACAUGAGUGAAAAGCAACAGACCCCCAGUAAGAGGGGCUGGGAGGGUAUCAGGAAGCCCCACUCUCCGCCAUCUUGGGUGCGUAAGGACCUGGAGACGGUGGCCGCGUCCCCCUUGGAGCUCCAGGCCGUGGAGUGGGAGAAGAACAGCGCCACCAUCCCCCUUGUGGGACAGGAGCUCAUGGACCUGCAAACUGAGGUGUAG
Knipowitschia caucasica is the source of this 2313-nucleotide messenger RNA. The record is from the annotation of a GenBank genome assembly. NCBI's taxonomy places the organism in Eukaryota, Metazoa, Chordata, Actinopteri, Gobiiformes, Gobiidae.